AUGAAGCAUCAACCACAAGACAGCAAGGCGAAUGCCAAUUCCAAGUUUGCCAGAAACCGAGGAUCCAAAGAAAGUAUACCCCCAAGUGCAGGCAAAAUCAAAAAGAAGAUUAGAGAUACGCAACGUACCAUCAGCAGGAAAGAUGUACCUGCGGACGUCCUUACAGAAGCCAAGAGACGCUUGCGUGUGUUGGAAUUUGAUUUAGGAGAAAAGAUUAUCGAUGACCAUGAGCGUGACAAUGCCUCGAAAUACCACAAGGUGAAGCAUUUCGAACGCAAAAAGGUGGAGAGAAAGUUGAAGCAAGCCAAGAAAGCAUUUGAAGACGCAUCGAAAAAGAGCGAUGCUGAACCUGCCAAAAUUGCGGAACUACAAGAAAAAGUGAAGGAAAUGGAAAUCAAGCUAUUGUACACCAAGAAUUAUCCCAAAACAUUGCCCUAUAUAUCAUUGUUUCCUCAAGCAAAUGAGAACGACACCAAGAGUUUGACUAGAAAGACAAAAUUGCUCGAAGAGAUCAAGCAAGCAGUGGCUGAUGGCGAUAAGGAGUUGACAAUGCUACAAAAGCGUUACCGUGAUGUAUACAAGGAAAAGCUGAUUGAAAGAAAGGUCAUUCAACCCGUUGCGCCUGUUGAUAUUGAGGAAAUGCAAGUGGACGCCAAGAAGGAGGACGACGGUAACAGCAGCAGUGAUAGUGAUGAUAACCAAGAUGAUUUCUUUGAAAAAGCUUAA
This is a messenger RNA of Mucor velutinosus, 726 nucleotides long. RefSeq names its product biotin holocarboxylase synthetase. The record is from RefSeq and is a predicted model, not a curated record. Gene Ontology annotation, biological process: maturation of SSU-rRNA from tricistronic rRNA transcript (SSU-rRNA, 5.8S rRNA, LSU-rRNA). NCBI's taxonomy places the organism in Eukaryota, Fungi, Mucoromycota, Mucoromycetes, Mucorales, Mucoraceae. The transcript is spliced from 3 exons. Gene Ontology annotation, cellular component: preribosome, small subunit precursor; nucleolus. Bases 1 to 726 code for a protein of 241 amino acids.